GGCUGCCAUAUCGGUAUGAGCACACACACCAUCAACGUACACGGUACCGAACAGUCGUUUAUCGAAACUACAAUCAUGAGCGGAAGAGGCAAAGCAGGCAAAUCCAAAGGAGGUAAAUCCAAGACCAGGUCGUCCCGUGCCGGACUCCAGUUCCCGGUCGGUCGUAUCCACCGUCUGUUGAGAAAAGGAAACUACGCCGAACGUGUCGGAGCCGGAGCACCAGUGUACUUGGCCGCCGUCAUGGAAUACUUGGCAGCUGAAGUUUUGGAGUUGGCCGGUAACGCAGCCCGUGACAACAAGAAGUCUCGUAUCAUUCCCAGACAUUUGCAAUUGGCCAUCAGAAAUGACGAGGAAUUGAACAAACUGUUGUCCGGUGUUACCAUCGCCCAAGGCGGUGUAUUGCCAAACAUCCAAGCUGUUCUUUUGCCCAAGAAGACCGAAAAGAAAGUCUAAAUUAUCCGAGCAAAUCCCUAUCAUAUUAAAACGGCCCUUUUCAGG
This is a messenger RNA of Aphis gossypii (cotton aphid), 498 nucleotides long. Its product is annotated as histone H2A-like. The record is from RefSeq and is a predicted model, not a curated record. Bases 16 to 453 code for a protein of 145 amino acids. Gene Ontology annotation, molecular function: DNA binding; protein heterodimerization activity; structural constituent of chromatin. Gene Ontology annotation, cellular component: nucleosome. The transcript has a single exon. NCBI's taxonomy places the organism in Eukaryota, Metazoa, Arthropoda, Insecta, Hemiptera, Aphididae.